UUUUUUUUUUGUUAUUAUUAUUAUUAUUAUUGUUUUCAAUAUGGUUGUAGAGAAUAAAUAUGAAAAACAGCAAAGACCAUUCAGGAUUAGGAAAUCACUUAAAGAACUUGUUCAUAUGCCUCGAAUACAAAAAACUCAACAAUCUUCAAUAAUACUGCCACCUUUGCCCACUCAAGACUCAGAAAAUAUGGAAUAUGUAUAUGAUGUCCUAUAUGAAUGUCAAAGAGGUUCUUUAGCCGUUGGGUAUAGCUCAAAAACUCUUUUACAAUUUGAUCCAAAUCCAUGGUGUGAUGCUAAAAUGAGAUUUACACCAAUGAACAUAGAUACGUAUCAGCUACCAGAUCCUACUUGGGAAUGGGUAAGCGAUGAUUGGAUGAUUGAUAUGACAGGUGAUGUUGAUGAGGCAGGGUGGCAAUAUGCCUUAAAAUUUCAUGGAGCAGAAUGGCAUGGUAACUACAAACAUUUUAGAUCUUUUGUUAGAAGAAGACGAUGGAUAAGAUUAAGGCGUCGAUCUAUAAACAGCAUUAGUCAUUUAGAGGAAGAAGAACAUGUAAAUACAAUAAAAACAAGGACAUUAAUUGAUAUAGAAGAACCAACAUCCUCUUCAACACUAUUAAAAGAUCAAGAAAUCAUUGAAAAAUUACAAAAAUGUCGAUUAGACAGAGAAAGAUUAAAUAUUCUUGAUGAUUUAAUAAUACCAGAAGAAAAAGUAUAAAAUAGAUCUUUUUAUACAUGUAUUUAAAAUACGAACUAAUUUUUUUUUUUUAAUUAUCAUUAU
Molecule: messenger RNA, 778 nt
Organism: Cokeromyces recurvatus
Lineage: Eukaryota; Fungi; Mucoromycota; Mucoromycetes; Mucorales; Mucoraceae
Exons: 6
Coding region: 41-715 (224 amino acids)
Cellular component (GO): membrane
Source: RefSeq, a predicted model, not a curated record